Belonocnema kinseyi is the source of this 2264-nucleotide messenger RNA. It is a transcript of the gene PIG-V, whose product is annotated as GPI mannosyltransferase 2. The transcript has 4 exons. The record is from RefSeq and is a predicted model, not a curated record. Lineage: Eukaryota; Metazoa; Arthropoda; Insecta; Hymenoptera; Cynipidae. The coding region runs from base 700 to 2172 and encodes 490 amino acids. Gene Ontology annotation, cellular component: endoplasmic reticulum membrane; mannosyltransferase complex. Gene Ontology annotation, biological process: GPI anchor biosynthetic process. Gene Ontology annotation, molecular function: GPI mannosyltransferase activity; alpha-1,6-mannosyltransferase activity.
CUGUAUUUCUCCGUACACAGUUGACUGAUCCUUGGGGAAGGACAACGUACAGGGCUUUGUUGUCCUUAUGCCUAUUCUCCAUGUGUUCUAUUUUUUCGGCAAAAUGUUCUAAAUAUGAAAAGUGAAAUUAAAGAUGAUGUUCGGCGUGCGAAAUUGGGCAGUUGUGUAAAUAAAAAAAGAUAUUUUUGCUCAAUUGAGUUGGUGGUUAACUUGCCUGAAAAAAGCACCUAAACGAUUGCCGAAACUUGUGAUGAGUGGCUCAAAAGAGGCAAGGAAUCGUUAAAAUACAUCUUGACUCCUGUACAUUUUCUGAUAACUCCCCAAUCGGCAAUGGGGCCCACUCUAUAAUUAAAUGUCCAUGGAUCAGAAUCUUGUGAACUGCUGUGGGCAUCAUAUAACACUGGUACAAUUCUACGAUCCGCUUUGCAACGUUGAUACAGUAUUCCCUAAAAUUUUCAACAUUGACUCUCAACCUACUAGCAAUCACCUGCAGAAUGACGUGGCAUUUUUCAGCUGUUCUUCGUCGACACCAAGGAUUCGCGCAGAGUUACAAUGAGGUGACACAUGAGCAUAUACAGAGGAUCUGUUUUCUUGCGUUCUUACAAAAAAAAGCAAGUAUCCUUGAGCCAUUUGAUGUUACUAGUUUCGUCAUGGACUUUUUUCAUAUUACGUAAAAUUCACAUAAAAUAACUCUUAAGGAUGUACUGUCCUAGAGAAAAAGUGUUUUGGUUUGCCACAACCACUCGUCUAUUGAUUAUUUUGCUACAAAUUUUGUUCAACAUCAUAUGUCCGGACCACAAUGCUGAUGCCUUUCGGAGUCCACGAAAUCCUCGUGAGAACAAUUCUGUUUUCGACAAUAUGGUUACUCUUCUAUUUGGUGGACUUGUCCGGUGGGAUGCGGAAUAUUUUAUUCACAUCGCUAAAUACGGGUUUACGCACGAGGAAACAUUGGUAUUUUUUCCUCUUUAUCCUAUGACAAUUUGGUGUAUCGCGAUAGUAUUACGAGUAGCUUUAUUUAUUUUCAACGACCACAGUGUAAUUGUUCUCACUGCUGUAUUUAUAAAUUUCGUUUGCUUUGUAAGAUCAGCAGUGACUUUGUACGAUCUCAGCAUAGUAGUUCUUAAAAACACGAAUAUAGCCUAUAAAGCUGCAAUAUUAUAUUGUUUAAAUCCAGCCAGCAUAUUUUUCACCGCCGUUUAUUCAGAGUCAAUGUUUGCUUAUUUGACGUUUCGUAGUAUGUUAGCUAUUGUUGAAAAUGAUCCAUACGUAUUCUUACCGUUGAGUAUGUCCACUUUAACUCGUUCCAACGGCUUGUGUAACAUAGGUUUUUCAGCGUAUGAGUUUUUAAAAAAUUUGAUAAAUACUGCCAUACCGAAUUUCUAUUCAGAGUACAGGUACUACCCGUCAAAAUGGUCUUUAAUCUUUAGCUUGCGCCACAUAUUGAUAAACCUUUGUCAGUUUAUGACUGUCUUUAUUUUGUCAUUGAUACCACUUUUUUUAUUUCAUGUAAAUAAUUACACGAAAUUUUGUACUCCUCUGGCGAACGUUACAGAUUUGGCACCACAUGUGGUGCAUUACGCCAUAAAAAAUAACCUCAUUCUACCAGGUAACAGUCAAGUACCUUGGUGUGAUUCAAACAUACCGGUCUCAUAUUCUUAUAUACAAAACAAGUACUGGAACGUUGGAUUUUUACGAUAUUACCAGGUAAAGCAAAUACCUAAUUUCGUUCUUGCAUUUCCAAUGUUAUAUAUCAUAUUAAAUUUUAGCAUUCGGUUCUUGAGAAAACAUAGAAAGCAACUGCCAUCACUUGGUUUGUUCAAGAAAACGGAUCAAAAUGAAAAGACUGCAAAGGGCGGAUACCCUAUAGAAAUGUUUCCUUUCGUAAUACAUGGUUUAUUUUUGUCAUGUUUCUGCAUCCUUCUCGUACACAUCCAAGUUAGUACACGCUUGUUAAGUUCUGCUAGUCCUUUGAUUUAUUGGUAUUGUGCUUUCGCUUUAUCUUAUAAAAGGUCUGCAAAUUUUGAAAAUUUGAAUAAUCUCUUCUCUAAGUGGAAGGUAUUUCUUUUCACGCAAGAAAGACAUUCUGUAAACGACAUAUUGAUUCUAGUAUAUUUUGUGGGAUAUAUUGUCGUAGGUACUUUUAUGUACUCGAACUUUUUACCAUGGACGUAAUAUUAGUAAGGUUAUCAAAUUUGUUACCUUUAUUCGAAAGGACAUUCAUAAUUCCAGAGUGUACUGUGUAAUAAAAUGUAUGAUUUGUUAAA